UUGCCCAUAAAUACAUAAAUUGCAUCGAACUCAGAACAGAGUUAAACUACCCAUAACUAGUGUUUGGAUAUUUUUCUGCCUAAUCAUCAUUAUUGAGAAAAAAAAAUGGCAAAGUUAAUUCAAUUCUUUGAGUUGAACACAGGGGCCAAGAUUCCUUCUGUUGGGUUAGGCACAUGGCAAGCUGAACCAGGAAUUGUAGCAAAAACUCUCACCACAGCCAUUGAGGUUGGAUACAGGCACAUUGACUGUGCUGAAGUUUACGAAAAUCAAGCAGAGAUAGGUUCUGCGCUUAAGAAGAUUUUUGAUAAUGGUUUGGUGAAGCGUGAGGACUUAUGGAUAACUUCCAAACUCUGGUGUGAUGAUCAUGCUCCAGAAGAUGUGCCAAAAGCUUUCGAUAAAACAUUACACGAUUUGCAACUUGACUACGUUGAUCUCUAUCUGAUCCACUGGCCAGUCCGCAUAAAAAGUGGAGCAGUUGGAUUCAAGAGAGAAUAUCUAGAACAAACAGACAUUCCCGGCACAUGGAGAGCAAUGGAGGCACUCUAUGACUCUGGCAAAGCCAGAGCCAUAGGAGUCAGCAAUUUCUCUUCAAAGAAGCUUCAAGAUUUAUUGGAUGUAGCAAGAGUGCCUCCUUCUGUUAACCAAGUGGAAUUGCACCCAGGAUGGCAGCAGCCACAAUUGCAUGCAUUUUGUGAAUCUAAAGGAAUACAUAUAUCUGGAUACUCUCCACUAGGCUCACCAGGGAAUCUGAAAAGUGACGUUCUUAAGAAUCCUGUUGUCGUGGAGAUUGCAGAGAAAUUGGGGAAGACACCAGCUCAAGUGGCCCUUCGGUGGGGAUUGCAAUCAGGUCAUAGUGUGCUGCCAAAGAGUAAUACUGAGUCCAGGAUCAAGGAAAACUUUGAUGUCUUUGACUGGUCUAUUCCUGAAGAACUAUUCGCCAAGUUCUCUGAAAUUAAGCAGGAAAGGCUAAUUAAGGGCACAUCUUUUACUGACGAUACCUAUGGUCCCUAUAAGAACAUUGAAGAACUCUGGGAUGGUGAGUGAAGUCUGAGAAAUCCUCAAGCAGAUUAGUUCUUCCUUUUUACCUAUUAGCAUCUUAAAGCCACCAGUUAUAGUGAUUUAAGUGUGUUGAGCAUUUUAGAAGUCUUAUUAUUGCUAAGAACACAGAAUAAGUAACCAAGUCUUAUUUUUCAUGUAUGGUUAUUAUUGUAUCUUCUAUUUGAUACAGGAAAACUUAGUGCUGUGAAUUUGUCUAAUGGCUAAGUGAAUGUAUAUCUACAAUGUCAUACGUUGUGCUUAUUA
Molecule: messenger RNA, 1302 nt
Organism: Vigna unguiculata (cowpea)
Lineage: Eukaryota; Viridiplantae; Streptophyta; Magnoliopsida; Fabales; Fabaceae
Product: NADPH-dependent aldo-keto reductase, chloroplastic-like
Molecular function (GO): oxidoreductase activity
Source: RefSeq, a predicted model, not a curated record